Molecule: messenger RNA, 1638 nt
Organism: Ectocarpus sp. CCAP 1310/34
Lineage: Eukaryota; Phaeophyceae; Ectocarpales; Ectocarpaceae
Source: the annotation of a GenBank genome assembly
UUCUCAACGCGGUACGUGCCGUUGCGAGGUAUUCGCACGCGCCGAAGCGACUGCACUGGGAGGCGGCUUUGCAUGUUUUGAUGUAUAUUAGAUUCACGAGCGGGUACGGGAUUACGUUUCAGAGUGGCACGGUGGGAGGAGACCACAUGGAACUUUUUGUCGAUUCGGACUUCGCCAACAAGGCAACCGACCGGCGGUCUGUUUCUGGGGCACUAGUGAUGUUCGCUGGUGCGUGUGUGAUGUAUCUGUGUAGGACGCAGAAGAGCGUCACCCUGUCUUCGACGGAAGCGGAGUACGUGGCGAUGUCUGAUGGGAUGAAGGAGGCUAUUUUUCUGCGGUAUCUGUGGAAGUUUAUCUUUCCGGGCCGUGAUGUGGGGUGCACGCCGGUGUGGGAGGACAACGUAGGCGCUAUUCACUUGGCAAGUAACCCGGCUACUACUCCCAACUCGAAGCACAUCGACAUCCGCCACCAUUUCAUCCGUGAGCGUGUAGCACGGGGGGAGUUCAAGGUAGUCCACGUACGGUCGGACCUGCAACGCGCGGAUUUCUUGACCAAACCGCUCCCCAAGGAGACUUUUUGCGCGCAUCGUGACUUCGUGAUGAAUAUUCGUUGAUUUUGUUCUUGGUGUUGCACUAUUUCAGCGAUGGGGCCUUUCUUGCACCAUGUGUUUUAUUUGUGACCUGGUACUGGCCUUUGAUCUGCUGCUCGAUGUUGAUUUCUGCUUUCGCGAUGGAUGGGAUAGUUCUGCGUGAGAAUCAUGGGGGGGGAAGUAUUGUUCCAUGAUCCUAGUCGCAGGUGGUUUGUCUUGGUUUUGAUUUUUUUCGGGAUGAAUGAUGCAGCAGGGGGGCUGUUGGAUUGAUUGAUUGAUUUGAUUUUGACUUCAUGUUCAGGAUGGAAUGGAUGUUACAGCAGGGGGGCUGGUGGAGUGGUUUCUUUGUCAAGGUAUUGGAUGUCGGAGAGAGGGUUUGGCAUGUUCUUGUAGUUUGAACUGGCCAUUGAGUUGAAACAUGAAUAUUUAUCUGAGGAAUGAAUUUGUUCUGAGUAGUCAGGACGUAAGACACGUUUUCCCGGAGUUACCCGUCUUCCCCGUUCUGACGUGAUUCUGAUGUAAUGUUGAUAUUUUUGCUGGGUAUUUUUCCAAGGGGUGAUUGUUCGUGUUUUGACUGCUUGAGAAUUGGGUAGAGCACUUUUCUCGAGAGGGUGAUUUAUUUUUCUUGACAGACCUUUUAGGGGUAGAAGUUUGACAUCACAAGGCUUGAAAGCUUUGCAGGACGUGUUCUGUUGGAAGAUCCGGCGAUUUCGUGGGACAUGUUCUAUUGGCAGAGUCGUUUGGAUUGGAAUGGUGAAUGAUUUAUUGUUAGCAUAGUCUAGGGGUUUUGGUUUUUCUGUCUGCCGUUUUGUCUGGCAGUGAUAGUCGUGUCGGGGGUUUCGUAGAUAGCAUCUCGUACCGAGCAGGGGGGCUGUUUGGCGUGCUCGGCAGAGUAUACUGUCUACGGGGCCUCCGGGGGGGGGUACGCGGAUGGAAUGUAUUGGCGGACAUGCUGCAUGGCGAUGGUGUGGCCUACCGCAUGUCUCGUACUCUCUAAGCAACAAGGUCUUGAGUCAACCUUCUUUCUCUUUCGGCCUCUGACGAGCUA